AUGGGUUUAAUUGAAUCAACAAUUGCUGUUAUGUCAUUAUGCUUCAACAGAAUUGUAACAUGGGGCUGUUGUGCAAUCGUAUUGAUCGGAAUUAUGGGGUCUAUGUUAUUGUUUGUAGUCUAUGGCAUCACAAUGGGGUACCAUCAGGCUCAAAAUGAAUUGGUUGAAUUUGCUUAUGAUCUUCCCCUAACUGCAGCUCUAUCGUUACCUCUGUAUGCGCUGUUACGACAAAAACUUCAAAGGCACCUCUCUCAGGUGCUGCAUCAAGCGACUAGUGUUUCCGACAUGGUGUAUUCCAACCCUAGUUUACUUGAAGUAUACAGCUCAAUGGUGGACAACAUGGCGCAGAACGGGAACAGGGUCAUCGACAUGAUAUUGAUAAACAUGCGCCGGACACUAUUGCAAACGUGUCGUGAAGUGUUGGAGCUGCCUUCAGUCCAUGCCACCUUCAUGAAUAAGAUUGGUUCAAUUUCGUUUGUGGGUAGAUUUGAAACGGAACCUGGUUGGUUAAAGAACUUGGCAACGAUAAACAGGAUAAACGAUGUCAGCGUAACCAAGCCGGACCCAAUGAAAACAAGUUUUCGUGUCACACUCAAGAUUAAGGACUUACAGAUCGGGUACGAGGAGUACCGAAUACGCGCGAUGGGCGUGUCUUGCGGCGGAAGACUAGCAGCUUCGUUUGCUGACUGCACACUACAUUUGGCGCUGUCUGUGGGCUUACUACACUGGGAGCCCUACGCACAGCUCGACGAUCUACGCUUGCAUCACCUGCAAUCGAUGGAUUUGCACGUAACUGGUCUGGGUCCGUUGAGCGGCAUGUGCCCGCUGGUGAGUGCGUGGGCGCGCGGCGCCGGCGCGGCGCACGCGGCGCCCGCGCUGCUCGCGCAGCUCACGCACGAGCUGCACACCGCGCUAACGGAACUGCCUCUGUGGGACCUUCUACACGGCAAGCAAUAG
Parnassius mnemosyne (clouded apollo) is the source of this 957-nucleotide messenger RNA. The record is from the annotation of a GenBank genome assembly. Lineage: Eukaryota; Metazoa; Arthropoda; Insecta; Lepidoptera; Papilionidae.